Molecule: messenger RNA, 5711 nt
Organism: Pangasianodon hypophthalmus (striped catfish)
Lineage: Eukaryota; Metazoa; Chordata; Actinopteri; Siluriformes; Pangasiidae
Product: potassium voltage-gated channel subfamily B member 1
Exons: 3
Coding region: 619-3075 (818 amino acids)
Biological process (GO): potassium ion transmembrane transport; protein homooligomerization
Cellular component (GO): membrane; voltage-gated potassium channel complex
Molecular function (GO): protein binding; delayed rectifier potassium channel activity
Source: RefSeq, a predicted model, not a curated record
UGUAACGGAGCGGAAGCUGCUGGCGUCACGCGCGCGCAGUCUUGAUUAGCAGGUGGGAAAAGAGCUCGCGCAGGAUGGGAUUCGGAUCGCAAACUACUUGUUGAGGAUCAGCGCUUAUGAGAAUCAAGUCCGGAUGGAGCAGCGAGUCAGAGGCAGCAGUUUAUGCGCUCGAGCAUGCCGUGGAGGAGGCGAUGCUCCGGAAACCGAGGGAAAAGCAGAGGAAUAGCUGAGAGAGAGAGAAAGAGAGAGAGAGAGAGAGAGAGAGAGAGAGAGAGCACAACCUCCUUCUCCUGCCUGACGACGGACUGAAGCUUUUCCGCUCCCGCCUUCAAUCUGUCCGACACUGGACAGCGACCGUUUGGAAGGCAAGUUCACAGCAGUCCACACAGAGGCGGAUUAUCAUCGAGCCAGACGUUCUCAUUAGCGGAUAACGAACAUGGCCUGCAAGCUGCUUCCUUGUUCUUCACGUUCAGUUCUGAGUUUAAGUCGGUUUCACACCCCUCCUUUUUUGCAGCGGGAAGAAUGAAGGAGAAGAGAAGCAGAUUUAGGCGGUAGUUCUCUCAGACACUUCCAACUGUUACUCUCUUGAGUAAGGAGGGAUCGCUAAGGAGAUAGGAAAUGAUUAAGACCGGGUCACGCUCUACCUCCACUGUGCCGCCUGAGCCAGUGGAGAUCAUCCGGAGCAAAGCGAGCUCACGCCGCGUGCGCCUGAACGUUGGCGGUCUCCUGCAUGAGGUGCUGUGGAGGACGCUAGAUCGGCUGCCGCGCACACGCCUUGGCAAGCUGCGAGACUGCAACACACACGAGGCCAUCAUGGAGGUGUGUGAUGACUACAGCUUGGAGGAGAAUGAAUACUUCUUUGACAGGCACCCAGGUGCAUUCACGUCUAUUCUGAACUUCUACCGCACGGGUAAGCUGCACAUGAUGGAGGAGAUGUGUGCACUCUCGUUCAGCCAGGAGCUUGACUUCUGGGGUAUUGAUGAGAUCUACUUGGAGUCAUGCUGCCAAGCACGCUAUCACCAGAAGAAGGAGCAGAUGAAUGAGGAGCUGAAACGUGAAGCUGAGACCAUGCGCGAACGUGAGGGUGAGGAGUUUGACAACACAUGCUGCACAGAGAAGCGCAAGAAACUUUGGGAUCUCUUGGAGAAACCCAACUCUUCUCUAGCAGCAAAGGUUCUGGCCAUCAUCUCAAUCCUGUUUAUUGUUCUCUCAACCAUCGCUUUGUCUCUCAAUACCCUCCCAGAGCUUCAGGACAUAGACGAGUUUGGGCAAGCAACUGACAACCCUCAGUUAGCCCAUGUAGAAGCAGUCUGUAUCGCUUGGUUUACCAUGGAAUAUCUUCUUCGCUUCCUCUCCUCACCCAGUAAAUGGAAGUUUUUCAAAGGCCCAUUGAAUAUCAUUGACCUGCUAGCCAUUCUUCCAUACUAUGUUACCAUCUUCCUGACUGAGUCCAACAAGAGUGUACUGCAGUUCCAGAAUGUACGGCGAGUGGUGCAGAUCUUUCGGAUUAUGCGAAUUUUGAGAAUCCUCAAACUGGCUCGCCACUCAACUGGGCUACAGUCACUAGGCUUCACAUUACGUCGCAGUUACAAUGAACUGGGUCUGCUAAUCCUCUUCUUAGCCAUGGGCAUCAUGAUAUUCUCUAGUUUGGUCUUCUUUGCAGAAAAAGAUGAAGAAGACACAAAAUUCAAGAGCAUCCCAGCUUCCUUCUGGUGGGCCACCAUUACCAUGACAACUGUGGGCUACGGAGAUAUUUACCCCAAGACUUUAUUGGGAAAGAUUGUUGGGGGACUGUGUUGCAUUGCAGGAGUGCUAGUCAUUGCCCUACCUAUUCCUAUAAUUGUAAACAACUUCUCUGAGUUCUACAAGGAACAGAAAAGACAAGAGAAAGCCAUCAAAAGGCGUGAGGCUCUAGAAAGAGCCAAGAGAAAUGGCAGUAUAGUAUCUAUGAAUAUAAAGGAUGCUUUUGUUCGAAAUGCAGAGCUAAUGGAUGUAGUGGUGAUGGAGAAGACAGAAGAAAACAUCACAAAGACAGACAAAGUGCAGGACAACUGUCAUAUGUCACCUACUCGCUGGAAAUGGACACCUAAGCGCACCAUCUCAGAAACCAGUUCCAAUAAGUCAUUCACUGGGAAGGAGCAAGAAACUCCAGUUAGAGCCACCAGCCCAAACAGUCCACAACAUCUUAAUGUCCAGAAGCUGGAGGAGAUGUACAGCAAAAUGGCCAAGACCCAAUCCCAGCCCAACCUGAACAGUAAGGAACAAGGUAACUUGUCAAAAUUGGCAAAGAGAAGAGAUGAAUUGGAAAUGAGAAGCAUUCCUGUUAAUCAGACCCCCACCACAACAGAAGGUGUGAUGGAUAUGAGAAGCAUGUCAAGUAUUGACAGCUUCAUCAGUUGUGCUACAGACUUUCUGGAAAGCUCAAGAUUUUCACACAGUCCCAUCUCAAAUCAGCCUAGCCGAGUCAGUGUCAACCCGGGACUUGAGACAACCCAUGAGUACGAGACCAUGAAGAAGCCUGUUGGUCCACCCAAGCCUGGACGAACAUUAUUCUCUGACAGCCCUCGUGGUCUUCGCAUCAGUAACCCUCUGAAAACAAGGUCUCUCAAGGUCAACUUCUUCUCAGGAGAAACCACAGGUCCUACUGCAGGUUCGGCUCAGGGGGGAGGCACUGCUGCUCUCUCAGAAAGUUCUGAUCGGUCCAUUAUGAGUCCAGAAGUGUCUGUCUAUACCACUGCCAGCAGCAAGACUCCACCUAAGACUCCUGAGACACUUAUACCAACUGUUUUCACAUUUCAUGAUGCAUCGAUCAGCAAGUACAUUGAUGCAGAUACAGAUGAUGAUGACCACCUUCAUGAUGGACAAGGUUCUAGUCCUUCUGAACGUCUGUUAGGUAAUACAAGCCCCAAGCUCAGCAACAGUUCUUACCAAAGAGGAGCAAACCACCUUGAUUUGUCUCAGAGAAUGCUGGGCCAAAACAGUCUGUUCUCCUUGGAGGGACGUUCAAAGGGACAAGAGAAUCAUAUGAUUUCAGGAGACAGAGGACACUCUAAAACAAUAAGUGACAAUAAUUAAAACAGGGAAUGUAGCCUAUAACAACUGGAAUUAUAGAAAGCUGAUGACUAUAAAUUAACUAACAUUAUUCUAAAUCUACACAAACCAUAAGAGUUGCCAUGCUUUACAUGGACAGAAUAAAUACCGAGUAGAUAGUAGAAACUUUUAGAUCACUUUGCUGCUCGAGCCAGCAAGCUGUUGGAAUUACAGAAACCUCCAGCCAAAAUGCAGUUCAAGGAUUGUUGAUUGACCUGGCUGAUGGUUGAAAUUUCCAACCCCAGUAGCCUCCAAACACAAAUAGAAUUAGACAUUUACUAAAGCCAUUUAGUGCAAAGAGCCAUUUUUCUUAUUAUGAUUCUUCCUCAAAACUGGCCUUAGUUUUAUGUACCAACAGUAAGAGUUGUAUGUGUUAUACUACCAGUCCAUGUUGCAGGUAUGUGUAUUUAACCAAAAGGGUUUGCAUGUAUGAGAAUGAGCAAGAGAAACCAAAAUGAUAAAGGAAUAUGUAAACAACUGACAACAUGUAAAAGACAUAAUGUCUUGUGUAAACAGAUCCUUCAUUUUCCCAUCUCUUUAACCCAACCUUUCAUAAAUAUUCCUCUGAAGAGAUAUGCAAGUGGAGUGAUUUCAGAGGAUACAGACACUGUGAUUUGCUUUCUUUGGUCAAAUCAUGUUACAACCCACUCUUGAGAGGAAGUAAUGUAUUGUCUGUUUUACUUAUUUGAUUAUGCAUACAGCUAAAUGUUUUGUUUUACUUUUUUUAAUGAAUGUAUGAAUAUGAUUGUGGAAUUCCUCCUCAAAUGCUUAUAAAACACAAAGGCAUCAUCUACAGCAUUUGUUGAAGCCAUGCUCUUCAGUUGAUUGACUAAUAUUUAUCAACAUGGAGCACAAACUAUUGUUUCCGGAACUGAUGGGACAGCACUGAAAACACUUUAUACAGCAUUAAGGAAAGACAGCAGAACAUUUGAUGUUGCUGAUUGUACAGAAGAACAAUGCUGGGAGUGACAUACUCUUCUAAAUGAUAGUUAGAUACUUCAGCAGUUGUGGAUUACAAUAGACUUUGGUGUGGGUGGGGUGAAGAAUUGUAAAUGUAUAUUUUUAAAAUACUUUCUAGAGAAUGGGAGUAGAGAAUGGAAUAAAUUAUGCGGAUCUCUUAGUUUUGCAUAGUAUAAAAUAUUUAUUUUAAAGGGAUUGUAUUUACUAAAUAAUUUAGUGAGAAAACCUCUUUGUAUUGUUUGCUACUGUCUCCUAUAUGUCUAUGUAUAUGUUGUGAAAUACUUCUGUCCUUUUGUUCACUUAUCCUUUGUAUGAUAAAUUAAGCCAAAGACAUGUACACUAAUGAGGCUGACACACACUAUCCCCUCACUCUCUGGUAUUGUCUCUCUGCACAGGUCAAAAUCCUGGAGCACCCUAAAGCAGUGGAAACUGUUUGUUUCAUAGACUAUAUUUUAGGGAGAUUUUUGAUACAAUUUAACUUACAUUUUGAAAAACUAACUGCCACAAAUAAGGAACUAUUCAGCUGAGCCUAUUCGUCAUGCAUAAUUCAUGAAAUAUUCAAUAAACAGGACUAGAGAUCUUUAAAAGCUUAGAACUACAGCACAUUAACACUUCUUUCAAAUCAGAUCUGCAGAAAAUACUGCCUUGCCUUAAAUCAUCAAAGAAUUCUCAAAACUACAUGUUAGACACACUGUAUGUACCAAUAAUAGAGCAGGGCGUUUGCUGCCUUAGAAGCCAUAAUACACAGAAAUGCACCAAUGUGUAAAUCAACACCGCAAUGAGACACAGCGCAUACAGUUAUAAGCACACAAGCAACCACAAAACCAUCACACACAGAAGCUACUACGGCUUAAUCAACUUCAACACACACACUAGGGAAAGACUCUUUUUGAGACUGUCUUACUGUCCCUCCUGCCCCUAUGUCUGACAGAUUUAGGUCACAUCCAUUUCAUCUAAUUGAUCCAACUCUGUUCUGCUCCCCAUCAGAUGAAAGAUUUACUGCCAGUCAUAGUUAAGUCAUUAGCACAGGUGCUAAUUGCAAAUCGUGUUAAUUUAUAGCCUGACCUCAGAGUGGUGCAUGACCAAUGGUGUGGCUGAUUACUUGCUUUGUUUAUGGUUUUGCCCAAGAAGUAUCUAUGUCAAGAAAUGGAAGGCGUUUGAUUGAGAAGUCAUUAUGAAAAGUAAAAACUCUACAUCUAAAUUUCUGUGCAUGAGGGAAACUAAAAAUAAGUCAGAUUUUGAAAAGAAAUUGAGAACUCAUUUACAUGACACUGUCUUGUUUUCCUCUCUGGCUGUUAAAUUUUUUACAUUAAAAGACGUGGAUGCUUUCUCCCUUUGUCUAUGUUUACCUGAAGACAGAGAGUCUAAAUAAAUCAUAAACAAGUAGAACAAGCAAUAAGAGCAUAAAAAAAUCAGGAUAGAGGUAUUUUGUGGUGAAACCACAAAGCUCUGACAACAUUAACAUCAAUUAACAUCUGCACCAAAAUAGUCUGGCACUGAAAAGCUGUCUGGCCUAUUGAUGAAGGAAUGUUAGUAAGAGGUACGUUAAAAACCACAUUUUUAUCCCUCAUGAACCACACACAUUACUGCUUUAUUCUAGCAUUACUGUUUGCCCAAAAAAUCAAUGUAAAGACUGGAAAUAAAGAUGAUGUUUUGUCUGA